GCACUCGGAUGAAGUGGUUGGUGGUUACCCCAAUUGUAAGUACACUUGCUUGUGAUGGCAAAAAUGACAACCAGUAAGGUGGCCGCGAUAGUUACUAUUAGUGUUAGCCCACUUUGGGUUUGGCAUGGAGAUGAUCGUUCUACUAUUCCUCGAUGCAUCCAGCUCCUCUUCGCAAAAUUUGUAUUAUUCCUUGUCAUCCUUUGUGGCCACCAUACUGCCUGAUGUUUUGAUCACGGUGUCACUCUGCAUACUUUUGUAUGACAGUGGUUCUUGCUCCGUCUUCCCAAGAACAAAACGUCUCCUGAACACGCUCAUCAUCUAUGCUGUUAAUCGGUGUCUGCUGAUCUUACUAGUCGCCCUUGCAGAGUCCGUCGCCACCAUUAAGGUCCAGAAUACAUGGUCGACAGCAUUGGACUUCACGAUGGGAAAACUAUAUUCCAACUCACUUUUAGCAUCGCUGAACACCCGACAAUACCUUCGAUCCCAGGAAUUAGGCACCACCCAGUCAGAUGAACGCGUCGAUGCUGUCCACCUCACGAACCUGCAGAAUCUUUCGGAGGGCGUGGAGCGUUCAAACGAAGGAGAAAAACAUAUCGAGGCGCACGAGGUGAUGGUUAUCGAUAUCACUGCUGAUUCGGCACUUGAUACGUAAAGGCAUGGUCUUCCGAAGAGAGAGUGAGGUGUAGUUCUAGUAGUACCAUAAUGUGACCGCCAUUGAUCAUACUGUUAUGGAAUAUCCC
Messenger RNA from Pisolithus orientalis, 740 nucleotides. RefSeq lists its product as uncharacterized. The record is from RefSeq and is a predicted model, not a curated record. The transcript is spliced from 9 exons. Lineage: Eukaryota; Fungi; Basidiomycota; Agaricomycetes; Boletales; Pisolithaceae. The coding region runs from base 125 to 652 and encodes 175 amino acids.